AUGAUUACCACUCAAAGCCAGCGAUUAUCAGGACUAGAAGAAGCACCGCAGGAGGGGGGUGGGGCAGAUCAAGGGCAGCGGGAAAAAGCGGACGAACGAGAGUCGAAGAGAAUCAAAGCCGAAGACCUCGUUGACGAGCAGAUGGCCUCGGAUCCAAACGAGACUAUCAAGCGAGAAGAACUGUCUCGGUCCCGAGACUCCAUCCCCAAUCCUCACCCCCACCCGCUCGGCCUCGUCCAUCAUCCUUCUCAACAUCACCUACAAUCCGUCUCGGCCACCACCUCAACCAUCUUACCCGACUCUAUUGUAGAAGAAUGA
This is a messenger RNA of Puccinia triticina, 318 nucleotides long. RefSeq lists its product as uncharacterized. The record is from RefSeq and is a predicted model, not a curated record. Lineage: Eukaryota; Fungi; Basidiomycota; Pucciniomycetes; Pucciniales; Pucciniaceae. Bases 1 to 318 code for a protein of 105 amino acids. The transcript has a single exon.